Molecule: messenger RNA, 198 nt
Organism: Fusarium mangiferae
Lineage: Eukaryota; Fungi; Ascomycota; Sordariomycetes; Hypocreales; Nectriaceae
Product: putative ribosomal protein L29.e, cytosolic
Exons: 4
Coding region: 1-198 (65 amino acids)
Biological process (GO): cytoplasmic translation
Cellular component (GO): ribosome; cytosolic large ribosomal subunit
Molecular function (GO): structural constituent of ribosome
Source: RefSeq, a predicted model, not a curated record
AUGGCGAAGUCAAAGAACAGCUCCCAGCACAACCAGUCGCGCAAGGCGCACAGGAACGGUAUCAAGAAGCCCAAGACUUCUCGCUACCCCUCUCUCAAGGGUACCGAUCCCAAGUUCCGACGAAACCAUCGACAUGCUCUUCACGGCAACAUGAAGGCCUUGAAGGAGGCUAAGGAGGGCAAGCGCGAGACUGUCUAA